AGCCAGCUGUGCGGCUAGUCCCAUUCAAGGGCUGGGUAAAUUCUUAUCCGAGAAUUCAUCGGGUGCGUCAAAGGAAACGGCCGAGUGUGAAUUGCGGAGGAAAUUCUAAAAUUGUCCGAUCGCGACAGUUAACGGAAGACAAGGGUGUUUAUUAUUUUGUGCAGUUGCUAAUACGCAACUGAGCACACUGCACACAGAGCUCUGCUGUACCAGCCAUUUUUUUCUUUUUUUCCAUACAGCAAAGUCGUGAUUGUUUUCGUCCCGUGCAGGCGCAGCCAAUGGUGCGCUCGCGGUUAUAAAUUUCGAAGCACAGUACAAACUUGGAGGAUCACGAGCCUCAGAAAUACACCAUUUUCUGUCUCAGACCCUCUGCGGCAGGCACGCGCCGAGGAUUCUAAACAGCGGACGGCCGAGAUGGGAGUUUCUGGAGCUUACAACUUUAACGACUCCAUCGUUUUGCCGAAAGGAUUUUACAUCGUCGGAUUUACGUCUUUACCGUUUUCUCAUUUAUAUUUAAUUUUCUUAACCGUCGUUUAUGUUGUAACGGUUUUGUCCAACUCGUUUAUCCUCUCCAUUAUAUGGACAGACCUCCGCCUACACACUCCUAAGUACAUUGCGGUUGCUAAUUUAGGGGUUGUUGACACGGUGAUAAGUACAGCCAUUAUUCCUAAUAUGAUCAAGAUGUUUCUCGCAAAAGAUAAUUUUAUUUCCUACAAUGCAUGUUUGACACAGAUGUACUUUUAUUACUGUUUUGUAUCGCUAGAGUCAUUUUCCCUCAGUGUACUGGCUUAUGACAGGUUAAUUACGAUAUGUUUCCCACUGAGGCACAGUACCAUCAACACGCCCACGAGCAUGAUCAUUAUUUUAGCGAUUGUUUGGUCGUUUUGUAUAAGCAUCAAUGUGUUCACGACCGUAAUCAUGACAAAACUGUCUUUUUGUGAUUCCGUCGAAGUGUACAGCUAUUUCUGUGACUACGCGCCAGUGUUCAGAUUGUCCUGCAAUGACAACAGAUUGCAGUGGGCCGCUGCUUCUUAUUUGAGUUUAAUUAUUGUGUUUGGACCCCUUAGUUUCAUCGUGUUAUCAUACGUGUGCAUUUUGACAGUCGUGUUUAGAAUGAAACAUGUGCGGAGCCGGUACAAAGCACUUGCAACGUGCACAGAGCAUCUCGUUCUAGUGGCGAUUUUCUACGUGCCGAUCUUGACGGUGUUCAUUAUUGGACUGUUCUUAUUUCGCAUCGAUCCGGAUGUCAGGAUGGUGAACUUGUCGUUAGCCUCGUGCAUCCCGCCCUGUCUGAACCCCAUCGUGUAUUCCCUGUCAACCAAAGAAAUCAAGAACAGAAUACUGGCUAUGCUCCAGAAAGCCAAAAUAGCAGCGUGGACAGGGCAGGUGUAGGCUGAAAGGAUGUAGCAAAUUUUACAUUAUGAAAUGAAUAGCAUCAGUUUCUUUGGAGACCUUGGUGCUUGGCUUCAACUGCGCAUUUCUCUGCGGAAUUAUAAAGCUGUAUUUUACUGUAAAGCACAGUUCAGCUCACUAAGUUCACACAGACAUGCGCAGUUGAGGCCAAACGCCAAGGUCCAAAAUCUCUGUCCGGAGGUCUAUAGUAGACUACAAGGAGUCGAUUUAUGUUAUACCGUAUUUGACUGCGGUUUUAAUCUCUCAAGACUUAAUUUGCUUUGUCAUUAUGACUGUCUGUGUGUAUGUCAGGUCCCCCUUGAAAAGAGCUCUUAAUCUAAAUGGGGUUUCCUGGUAAAAAUUAAGGAUAAAUAAAAACAAAAGACCGAAAUAUAGAAUGCAAAGUAAUGCAUAGAAAAUGUGUCAUCCUUAUGUUGAUUAAACACUCGGUGUGAUGCAACAGGUCUAAAGGGGCAUGUCACACCAAUCAGUCCCCUGACAAGUUAAAAUUUAAUAAAGAUAUUCAACGGGAUUAUUAUAGGCUUGGCCAGUGCUAGGCCAAAUGUUGGGUCACAUCAUCUUACCAUUUUAUCCCGGUGUAUUUGCAGGACUAGGCAGUCUCUACAGUUUUUGCACCUUAUCAAAAAUCAGCCGACGCCUUUGAGUUUCUAAUGAGACAUUCAAUACAUUUGCACAACCCCAUUUGAAUAAAAUGUGUGAAAUAAC
Messenger RNA from Anguilla anguilla (European eel), 2118 nucleotides. RefSeq names its product olfactory receptor 1D2-like. NCBI's taxonomy places the organism in Eukaryota, Metazoa, Chordata, Actinopteri, Anguilliformes, Anguillidae. Gene Ontology annotation, biological process: G protein-coupled receptor signaling pathway. Gene Ontology annotation, molecular function: G protein-coupled receptor activity; olfactory receptor activity. Gene Ontology annotation, cellular component: membrane. The transcript is spliced from 2 exons. The record is from RefSeq and is a predicted model, not a curated record. The coding region runs from base 415 to 1392 and encodes 325 amino acids.